Adineta steineri is the source of this 975-nucleotide messenger RNA. The record is from the annotation of a GenBank genome assembly. Lineage: Eukaryota; Metazoa; Rotifera; Eurotatoria; Adinetida; Adinetidae.
AUGUGGAAGCAUUUCAAAUUCGAUCCAACUUCAGCUAACUUUUCAUAUCGUACUGAUGAAAAGUUCAAUGAAUUUGAUACUUUAUUACGAUGUGAAUGGGAUCGUGCUGUAACGCAAGGUCUUUUUACAUUUCAAAUUGAUCAUCAUGCUAAAUAUCGAAUACUUGAUAAGGGUAAUCUAAAUUAUGUCAUUCAAUUGAAUCCCAGUCGUUAUGAAAAACGUCGAACUCCGUAUCCAUUCGAAAAUGUGAAUACACCAUUUGAUAAGAAUAAAUUUAAUUUUAAUAAAAUCAAAAAUGAUGAAAUUCUUUUCUCUUUAGAUAAUGAACAAGAUAAAGAUAAAUAUUUAAUAAUAAUUAAUAAUUCACCUAUUCGUCCGUAUCAUGUUUUACUCGUACCUAAUCGUGAACUUGAACAACCACAAAUUCUUACUAUUGAUUGCAUUUUAUUUGGACUUCAAUUUGUUGUAUCAAGUGCUCAUCCAUAUAUUUUAGUUGGUUUUAAUUCACUCUGUGGUUAUGCAUCAAUGAAUCAUACAUGUAAUCUAUUUCAUGAGAAAUCGAAUUGUUAUAUUUUAAAUUUAUAUGAUACACAAGCAUUUGUAUUUGAAAUUCAAAAUCUCAAUGAAUUUGAGAAAAUUGCUCGAUAUGUCUGUAAAAUAACAGAUUAUUUAAGUUUGAAAAAUAUUGCGCAUAAUAUGGCAAUUGUAAAAGGUGAAUCAUUUUCAUCAUCAACAGAUGCUCUACGUAUUUUUAUUUGGUUUCGUCAAUCGGUUGUUAAUGGAACAAUGUUUGAACGAUGUAAUUUUGCAUGUAUAGAAUUAUCAGGAUUUAUGCCACUUCAAUACGAAGAAAUUUUCAAUGACCUAACAGAAUCGGGAUUACGUGAAGAUUUAAAUAAAAUUGUAUUGCCAACAGACGAACAACAGCGAAUUAAAGAAGAUGUAAAACAUUUAUUAGAUAAUUCAUUUUUAUAA